Molecule: messenger RNA, 6611 nt
Organism: Triplophysa rosa
Lineage: Eukaryota; Metazoa; Chordata; Actinopteri; Cypriniformes; Nemacheilidae
Gene: map3k10
Product: mitogen-activated protein kinase kinase kinase 10
Exons: 11
Coding region: 1762-4944 (1060 amino acids)
Biological process (GO): protein phosphorylation; positive regulation of apoptotic process
Molecular function (GO): protein binding; ATP binding; JUN kinase kinase kinase activity
Source: RefSeq, a predicted model, not a curated record
GUAUUUGGAUACAAAGUCAGCCCUUGGAGCUGACAGCUUGGUCCAUGGAAUAGCUCGCAUUUUACAGGGAGAAAAGAAACGGGGGCAAUAAACAAUUCGAUUUGAGAUGGAGGACAGACUGACCAACUACGCUAUCUGAGGGGAAGAAUACAUUUUAUCGGCGGAAUUAGGUUAUGUGUACAACGAAUGGGAGGAAUAUUCCAGCGUUCUGAUACGCCCAUGCGACGAGGUGUAUGGAUGUUGUGAUGUACAGUGAACGACCAAGGCAACAAUAAGAAACAUAUGAAUACAGAAAACCGGAUAUUUUUAGAGGACGCCUGGAAAUACGCAUGGAUACAAUGCCAAUGUCUGGAUUAUAAGAUUUUUUGCAGUUGGUGCAGAAUAUAAUAGAAACUAGGUGGCUAUUUAUUAUUAUUAUUAUUAUAAAGAUGGUGGAGGCACUUUCUGCUGGCUUAAAUUUAAACAACAGAAACACAUUAUGGAGAAGACUUUCGUCGCUUAAUCACCAUCACCUCGUCCAGGAUAAAAGUCAUCUUUAUGCAAGCCAUCCGCACCUCUCUCUUUUCUCAUAAAGGCAACAUAUAUCGCAAUUUAUAUAAUACCAAACAGCCAAUACCAAGCCGAAGUUUCUCUUUAGUGUUUCUUGAUCUAUAAAUACAGGCAACAUCUUCACGAAUUAGCUGCUCUAUUUGACAAUAACAGGUCUGCUGACAAAAAUGACAAUCAUGGAAAAUGAAGAGGAAAUUAUCGAAUGACCUGCAUAUGCGAUUCACAGAAACCAGACGAAGUCCAGUGGUCAGUGGCUUUGACUUCGAAGUGGAUUAAAAUGCAAACCACCGUAGACCCGUAGUAGCGAUAGUUACAUUUAUCCUAAGAUUAAUUCAUUUAAAUACGAAUAGAUGCCUUUUCUAUUUGCGUAACGCCAAAUGCUAGAAGUGUAGGAAAUAUUCAGCCUCGAUUUAAGCAAAUGGCACUGCCAUCACUUUUGUGAUUCACAAUUUAAAAUGGAAGCGAGCUUUCUUUAAAGGCUAUUUAAAGACGUAAACUGGCUUAAAUCGUUAACGAUUUACAAGAUUUGCACGUGACGAAUAGAAAGGCGAGGACAAAUUUGAAGGAUAUGGCGAUAUUUAGGAGUGUUUUGAUCUCGCGAGCAGGUGCAUUUCUUUUAGCCAAUCACAUUUGAGCUCUGGGAAAGAUGCCUUAAACCAGCGCAUACGUGUCUUUUAAUGCUGUUAAUAUUAAUUCAGCAUAUAUUGCAAAAUAAGAACACAUGUGCAUUCACAUUCAUAAAUAUUUAUAUCUAAGUUUUCCAAGGAUCCGGGCAAAUUGUGAGACGAUCCAUCUAGUCCUAUCAUAAUUCUGUAGUAAUAUUCGUUUUAUUCUUUUUGAAGGAUCGAGGCUUUUUAAUGGAAAAGUCCCAUUGAGGUAUCUGAUAAACGUCAUAAUCUCAAACACUUUGAAUUUGAUGUUUCUCUAUGAAAAACAAUGGAGAACUCUCAUUCACUGUUGUCAUCAAUCAUAUUGGACUGAACAUUUGUCUAAAGGUGCAAGGCUCUAUACAUGUUAAGACACACACAAAGUGCGCUGCGUACAAUCAAUGAGAACAGUGUGGGGUCAGCCCAUCAGAAGCAUUUCUUAUUGAAUUCUUCCCUCAUCAAAAAGGCCUAUUCGGUAGAUGAGCCCUGCAUGGAUAUUGUGUGUGAGUUGACAGAGGGCUUCCUCCAGCUAUUGAGACCGCAUCGCUGACCUGUGCACUCAGUGAUGGACCAAUACACAAGAGGGAGUGGAGUAGGAGCUGGAGGCGGUGGAAGUGGCACGCCUCUACCUUGCACCAGCAGUGGAGGCUCCUGUGGACCCCCGCUUCCCCCAAAUACAACUACAACACCUUGUCUGACACAGGAAGAGACCAGCAGUAGCUGGAACUCCUCUACUCUUUCAUCUUCAGUGGGAUCCCCAGAUUCCCAUCUUCCCAACCAUCACGAAGGGAGUAAGCCUUUCUGGACGGCUGUGUUUGAUUAUGAGGCCACAGCGGAUGAGGAGUUGACCCUACGACGGGGUGACCUACUGGAGGUCCUCUCCAAGGACUCCAAAGUGUCUGGAGAUGAGGGCUGGUGGACCGGCAAGAUCCAGGACAAGGUGGGCAUAUUUCCCAGUAAUUACGUGAUCCGACGGGACGCCAGCUACCCCAUGCUUCCUCCCGAAGGCCUGGUUGGUGGGGAGUCUCCACUAGAGAUUGACUUCUCAGAGCUGUGCUUGGAGGAGGUGAUUGGCGCCGGUGGAUUUGGAAAGGUGUACAAGGGAGUAUGGAAAGAUGAGGAGGUGGCUGUUAAAGCGGCCCGUCAGGAUCUAGAUGAGGACAUCAGUGCCACUGCGGAGAAUGUCAGGCAGGAGGCCAGACUCUUCUGGAUGCUACGACACCGCAACAUCAUCGCUCUACAAGGUGUUUGCCUACGAGAGCCAAAUCUUUGCCUGGUUAUGGAGUAUGCCCGUGGCGGGGGGCUUAAUCGGGCACUUGCUGGGAAAAAGGUGCCCCCUCGGGUGCUGGUGAAUUGGGCAGUGCAGAUUGCGAAUGGAAUGGACUAUCUGCACAACCAGACAUUUGUGCCAAUCAUCCACAGAGACCUCAAAUCCAGCAACAUUCUGAUUCUGGAGCCCAUAGAGAGAGACGAUCUGACCGGGAAGACUCUGAAGAUCACUGACUUUGGGCUUGCACGAGAAUGGCAUUGCACCACAAAGAUGAGCGCUGCCGGCACGUAUGCCUGGAUGGCACCAGAGGUCAUCAAACUGUCCCUGUUCUCCAAAAGUAGUGAUGUGUGGAGUUUUGGAGUGUUACUCUGGGAGCUGCUGACUGGUGAGGUCCCAUACCGUGAAAUCGAUGCUUUGGCUGUGGCCUACGGUGUUGCCAUGAACAAGCUGACCCUCCCCAUCCCAUCCACCUGCCCUGAACCCUUUGUACAACUGCUCGGAGAGUGUUGGUGUCCUGACCCACAUGGUCGUCCACCUUUUGGGAGUAUCCUGAAGAGACUGCAGGCCAUUGAACAGUCAUCCAUGUUCCAGAUGCCCCUGGAGUCUUUUCAUUCCCUGCAGGAGGACUGGAGACUGGAGAUCCAGCAGAUGUUCGAUGAGCUACGAGCGAAGGAGAAGGAGUUGCGUUCUUGGGAGGAAGCGUUGGCACGGGCCGCUGAGGAGCAGAGGGAGCAGGAGGAGCAUCUGAGGAGGCGCGAGCAGGAACUAGCCGAGCGGGAGAUUGACAUCGUGGAAAGAGAGCUCAACAUCAUUAUCCAUCAAAUGUACCAAGAAAAGCCUCAUGUCAAAAAGCGCAAGGGCCACUUCAAAAAGAGCCGGCUCAAACUGGGCCGGGACAGCAACUGCAUCAGUCUGCCCUCUGGUUUCGAGCAUAAGAUCACAGUUCAAGCUUCUCCUAGCGUGGACAAGAGGAAGGGUCAGGGCACUGAAAGCACCACUCCUCCGGCUAGCCCUGGAGUCAUUCCUCGUCUAAGAGCGAUACGCUUGACACCGAGUGAUGGGAGGAAGACGUGGGGCCGUACUGCAGUGUGUAAGAAAGAAGACUUUGCAGGAACCAAGAAGAAGGGCCGAACAUGGGGACCAAGCUCCACACAUCAGCGCGAGAGACAAGGUGGAGAAGACAGACUAAAGUCUCUUGGGGAGGGGAAGGUGUGGUCCUCCAGUGCUCCAAAUUUAGGGAAGUCUCCAAAACAUGCUCCCAUGACAGCGGGAUUCUCGAGCUUAAAUGAAAUGGAGGAGCACAGUGAGUUUGAAGAUACUUCCCCAGCUCGACUGGCGCCUGAGUUGAGCAGUAAUGGAGCCAUGGAGGAGAUAGGCUCCGGGUCGACAGGUGUAGGGCUGGCAAUAGGCUCGCAAGAUUCACUUCGACGAUUUAGUCAAAGAAAGAAAAGUGACUUGCUGCUUUUGAGAUGUGCUUCUAUACUGGCUGCUGUGGGCCUUGGUUCUGACAUCUUCCAACUGGGCCGACAACAGAUGAAUCAAGAUGAGCAAGACCUGCGAGAGGAACAGAGGAAAAAGAAGGAGGGCCUGUUCCAGCGCACGGGCCGAUUCAGACGCAGCACUUCUCCGCCCAGCCGUACACUGUCGCUCUCCCUCUCCCAAAACCGCCAUCACGACUCUACCCUGCCCACCAUGGACCCGUCUCCCUCAGUAACGCUCCUUUCUCUUUCUUCCCUCUCCGACUGCAACUCCACCAAAUCCCUGUUGCCCUCUGACCCUGAUGACUUCACUCCCACCCCAAGCAGCGCCCUCCCGGUGGUCUCUCCCGCUCCAUCAUUAAACCCUCUGCUGGAUCUGAAGGCGGAGAGCUUUAAACGAGAGCCCAAUCAGUCUCUCACACCCACACAUGUCUCUGUAACAAUGGCACUGAAUCGCGGGCACCGCAGGACGCCCUCUGACGGUGCCAUCCGUCCACGAGCACAGACGGUCGUGGGGCAUCGCCGCACCCCCUCUGACGGGAGCAUGCCCUUUCUUCCUACACCUGCACCUACCAUCACACCACUCACAGGUUCUCGUGAAAUUCUCGACAUUCCACGCCUACCCGACCCAUCUAUCGUCCACCCCCCUUCCCAUCGACGUAAACCCCCUCCUCCUCUCCCAGUGCCGGAUCCGGAGAGCCACACCGGCACGCUCGAGCGUCCCAAAACUCUCGAGUUCGCCCCCCGACCCCGGCCGACCCCAGCUCGAGCACGUCCCGACCCCUGGAAGCUGUCAUCUCUGUCACGGACCCUCAGUUCAUCUCCAGGUAGCAGCUGCGACAGUCCGCUGGGCUCGGGCGACAGCGGAGUGAGCACCGGGGUCGGCGUCGCCCAUCAAAGCCUUCUCGACAUGGACAUGGAAGGCCAGAGUAAGGACGGCACAGUUCCCCUGUGUGGACAACACGAACAACCCACUCUGUGCGGUCAACAUUUCUCAUAGAAACAACACAAAGACCCCACAUCCUAGACUAAUGCACUCACAACCAGCAUAUUGUGGUGGUCUUAAGAAUCAUUCCCCACUGUUUGUCCGAAGAUUCAACAAGACCACAUUUUGUGGCAGGCAGCUCUCACAGAAAAUCUGUCCUCUGCAGUGGCUAGACAGACGCCUUCUGAAAAGGGAUCGAGUUAGGAGAUAAAUGACCUUGAUUUGUUUAUCUCAGGCUGUCUGCAGUGACUCAUUGUCUCCGAGCUUAAUGGCUGAGUUCGGUUGGUUAAGUGCCAGCCUAUGGUGAUAUGCUUUAGUGAGACGUUUUAUUACCCAUGGAGCACGAGAGGGCAGUCAAACUACACCCCUAUUUCUCUGUAGGUCUGUGACCUUCCUUGUUUGUUCAUAUCUCCGUUAACACUGGGCAUGUCUCUGUUGUCUGCUCCUUGUCACAGUCUCUGUGGGGAAAACCUGUUUUUGGCCUGAAAGAAAAAUGACAUUGUUCAGCAUUAUUCCCUCCAGUGUGUACAUUGUAAUGCUUUCUUUAUGUAUAAUCAGGAAACUUGGGUAUGCAAUUAAUUGCAAUGGCAUAGGAUUCUCUUUGCAAGUUGCAUUGUAAUACAUUAACGAAGUACAGAAAUAGAUGUACUAUAAGAUUUUUUUAUUUUUAUUGAAAAAAAAGCAUCUUAAGGACUCUCUGCAAGACCUAAUCAGAAUGUGAGAGAGUCCAAAUGUGAAGCGAUUUAAAUGAAAAUUCAGUCAUCAUUUACUCACUCUCAUGUCACACUGAUGUGAAUAAAUGUAGAUAUUUUUCUGCUGCUUUUAGGUCAUUUUUCAAGCUUAAAACCCUCAAUCCCCCAAUUUAUUGUAAUUGCAUGGAAUAGCACUUCAUGACUUGAGGGUGGGUAAAUAAAUUACAGGUGAACUGUUUCUUUAAAUGUGAUGUGAUUGGCUGUGCUCAGAGCAGAGUCUUUCUCUCUGUGAGGGUAUUAAUUGUGCGUGUGUUUGAGUGCAUGUCAACCUGACUGACAACUGGAUGAGCAAACCGCUGCUCCGCUCAUUUUUUCCUCUUCUAAAGAGUUAAAACCACAUUCAACAUCUCUUCUCAACAACACGAUAACAGCUCCUGUGAGGAGCUUAAUGAGAAAGGACAAAAAUUAAUUACUGUAACAACUUGCAAUAAAAAGCAGACGUGUACUACCUGUUUUUUAUGAUCGUGUACCAAACAGUCAGACAGACACUUCCUCACCGUCCUAGGUAGUAGUAACAUCUGAUGUUUUUCCUCAACCUAUUCAUUUUUAAGAGCAAGGAGAAUACACAAGAUUUUACCGUGAAUCACCUCAGAGAGCAUUAUGACGGGACAUGUGGACAGAGAUGUAAUGACAUCAUACUGGUGUUACUUUUGUGCAGGAGAUUCAGGAUCUUCUGUUGGUGGACUGUACCGUGCUGAGAUACACACACUGGAGGGUUCUUAAAUUCUUUGUGCUGAACCGAUAAACCUGGUAGUAGAAAGUAUUUUUUUGACUGUCCACGAGUAUGACUGUAUAUGCGUGUGAGCGUGAUUGUGUGUUUGUAUUGGUUAUCAUUUGUAUGGGGUAAUUCUCUGUGCAGGGGUUGAACAAACCCACCCCUUAUUUCCUGUGUGAGGAACACUAAGAGUAUUUAUUAAAAUAAUUGUUACA